AUGAUGAGGCCAAAGAUAGUGCUGUUCGGAGAUUCCAUAACUGAGCAAUCCAUCAAAGAGAAUGGAUGGGGUGUUCCUCUUGCCAAUACCUAUUCUCGCAGGGCUGAUGUACUUGUUCGUGGUUAUGGUGGAUACAACACUAGGUGGGCUAUGUUCUUACUGCACCACCUCUUCCCUCUGGACUCAACUACACCACCUAUUGCUACCACAAUAUUCUUUGGGGCUAAUGAUGCAGUUUUGUUAGGAAGAACCGGUGAAAGGCAACAUGUGCCUAUUGAAGAGUUCAAAGAGAACCUUAGAAAAUUUGUUCGACACUUAAAGGAAUGCUCACCAACUAUGCAAAUUGUGCUUAUUACUCCACCACCAAUCUGUGAGGAAGGACGCCUGGCAUAUGCAAUAUCCAUAUAUGGUGAGAAGGCUACCAAAGUGCCUGAAAGAACAAAUGAAGUAACUGGUCAAUAUGCUAACUCCUGUGUUGAGGUCGCAAAGGAAAUGGGCGUGUGGUAUAUCAAUCUAUGGUCCAAAAUGCAAGAAACAGAUGGCUGGCGAACGAAAUAUUUGAGUGAUGGGUUGCAUCUGACAGCAGAAGGAAAUGCAGUAGUAUACGAAGAAGUGAUAAAGGUGUUCAAUGAAGCGGGACUUUCUGCUGAUAACUUGCCCUUUGAUUUUCCUCACCACUCAAAAAUUGAUUCUGAACAUCCUGAGAGAGCUUUCCGGCAGAAUGCUUGUGAUGUCCCAUUGUGA
Sphenostylis stenocarpa is the source of this 744-nucleotide messenger RNA. Lineage: Eukaryota; Viridiplantae; Streptophyta; Magnoliopsida; Fabales; Fabaceae. The record is from the annotation of a GenBank genome assembly.